AUGUCGAAUGUCCGCGAGAUCGUAGGCGAUAACCCCACCUAUUUCGACCUCAUCUAUCUAGUUCAUCCCAGCGACUUCCUUGCCGCUGAUCAAACACCUCAUGUCAAAGGAACAUCAACCGUCGCCGAGGAUCCAAACGCCGCACGGGCUCGAUCCUUUCGAAGGAAUGUUGUAUGGGCACUUGAUAGAGGAAACGUUAAAAGUGCAUUUGCCGGCGUCAAUCAACAUGCUCUCGAAUACUUUGCUCUAAACACAAGCGAACUCUACGACCUUCAGCACCACAAAGACUUACUUCUGGCUGAAGCCUCAGCUAUUGCUGCGCACCUCCACGAGGAUCGAUGCCACAUCGCCUUCUUUACUCACACUCUAUCUCGCCCCAAUGUUGAUACAUGCGAUCAACUCGUUUUUCCUCAAAUGGCUGCGAAAGCAAAAGUAGUUCUAGCCGUCGAUCAAGUCAGCUUUGAUUCAAUCAGCCGUAACAUUGGUCAUUUGAGUGCAAUAAUCAGGGAGCAAGCUGAACGGGCUUGUCACCACGAGCUAUAUCUCCCGCGAGCGCACACUCCACCAGUAGCACAUUCAGCUACUUGGUAUGUCACUCGUUUUAUCUUCCGCUCGACUGUAGUACUGGCAACACAUGACGACGAAACAACCACCUCUGAAUCCCUCAAUUCCGACGAAGAGGCUGAUGAAGAAGAUGGCGAAGCGGGUGACCAAGACCCUGCACCUCCUACUUACGAAGCUACUUCACAAAAUGCACCCAAAGCUCACAGCGGAUUCUUCUAUCCUAUAUCCCAUACGGUCUUCAUAGUCACUAGACUUGUCAAAUAA
Molecule: messenger RNA, 828 nt
Organism: Melampsora larici-populina 98AG31
Lineage: Eukaryota; Fungi; Basidiomycota; Pucciniomycetes; Pucciniales; Melampsoraceae
Exons: 3
Coding region: 1-828 (275 amino acids)
Source: RefSeq, a predicted model, not a curated record